Molecule: messenger RNA, 1131 nt
Organism: Mesorhabditis belari
Lineage: Eukaryota; Metazoa; Nematoda; Chromadorea; Rhabditida; Rhabditidae
Source: the annotation of a GenBank genome assembly
AUGCAGUUACCUGGAUUGAUUCUCUGUGAUCGAAUGGAUUGUUCGGGAAGGGGAACAUGUCUUGGAGCCAAAGCUGCUCCACUUUGUCUCUGCGAUCCAGGAGUUCUCGGGAUGAAAUGUGAAUCAAGUUUUGGAAGCGGGGGUUUAAAUAAUUUCCUCCCAGGACUUGGCGGGAAUGGACUUGGUCUUGAUCUUUUUGGAGGAUUGGGUGGAUUGGGCGGACUUGGAGCUCUCGGUGGAGGGCCAAAACUCGGUUUUGAAGGGCUACCAGGUUUACCCGGUCUUGGAAAUCUCGGCGGAUUAGGCGGGAAUGGAUUGGGAUCGAUCUUCUCUCAGCCAGUUGAUGGAAUUUGUACAGCUACCGAUUGUAAUGGACGGGGAGUCUGUGUUGGAUUGAAGGCUUUCCCGGUUUGUCUCUGUCAUCUCGGCUACAUCGGUCUCCGUUGUGAAAAUCAAAUGGAAGAGUUGAAAUUGCUAAACCAAGAUAUUCCUGGAUCAGCCACUCCAUGUACUGCAGCUGAUUGUAAUAAUAAGGGUGUCUGUUUGGGAACAAAAGGAUCCUAUGUUUGUGCUUGUAAUAUUGGAUAUACUGGGGCACGUUGUGAGAAAACUCCAUACCCUCUCUGUGAUCCAACGGAUUGUAACAACAAUGGGCUUUGCAUUGGGACGAAGAAAAGCUACUUUUGUGCUUGUCAUCUUGGAUAUUCUGGGCAACGAUGUGAGACAAUCAGCGGAACGCCUUGUGACAACAAUGAUUGCAGUCAAUCAGGCAUUUGUAUCGGCUCGAAACAGCUACAUUUCUGUCUCUGUGGUCUUGGAUAUUUGGGAAAGAAUUGUGAAACAAGAUUGGGCUUUGAUCUGAGACCCGCGAAUGCGCUAACAAAUCCUUUCUGUGAGAUCUCCGACUGUGGUGGAAAUGGGAUUUGCAUUGGGACAAAGCUGGCUCCAGUCUGUCUCUGCAAUCUUGGAUUUUCUGGGUUGAGAUGUGAAAUCGAACCAAUCUGUAACUCGGGUCUUCAAUGUGGUGGAAAUGGUUUAUGUGUGGGAAGCUCAAAAAACUUCAAUUGUCUCUGUAAUCUCGGUUUUUCCGGCCCGAAUUGCUUGCAGAGAACAGGAAAUGGGAUUUUUGGA